Molecule: messenger RNA, 1245 nt
Organism: Peronospora matthiolae
Lineage: Eukaryota; Oomycota; Peronosporomycetes; Peronosporales; Peronosporaceae
Source: the annotation of a GenBank genome assembly
AUGGCGAGUGCCCGGACGAAAGCCGCGCUGUGGCGUGCGUCUCGUAGCUCUUACGGUACUGCUCAGCGGCUCUCGUUGUCAACAAAAGCAACGGACGCCGCAGCUGCUGCAUUGCGCAUGGGCUUUAAAAAAGCAGAGGACGACACGAAAGCCGUUGAGGAUGAGCGUGCAGUGCUAAUGAAGGACAUUCCGGUUACGGAAGGACCAGAGGAGACGAAGAAGAAGCUCGUGCCGCCUGCGGGAAGCUCUUCUCAGCCGCUGUGGCUCACACAGGACCAUCCUGUGACGGACUUGUCGGGUUUUGCACCCAAAAUAGUGGUGGUUGGUGUCGGAGGGGCUGGAGGCAACGCUGUGAACAACAUGAUCGCGCGCGGUUUGCAGGGUGUCGAUUUCCUUGUUUGCAAUACGGACGCGCAGCACUUGCGCACGACACUGACUGAGAACCGCGUUCAAAUGGCUCCAGAGUUGACUGGAGGACUGGGCUGUGGUGCUAACCCUGAAGUUGGACGGGAGGCAGCCGAGGCAGCGAUUGAUGAGAUACUAGAACGCACUCAGGGUGCAAACAUGAUGUUUGUCACUGCAGGCAUGGGCGGUGGCACUGGAACUGGUGCCGCACCCGUUAUUGCUCAGGCGGCCUUGGAUGCUGGUAUUCUCACGGUAGCCGUCGUCACAAAGCCGUUUCGAUUCGAAGGCAACAAUCGCGCAAAGCUCGCGGCGCAGGGUCUUGCUGAGCUGAAGGAUAGUGUAGACACGAUGCUUGUGAUCCCAAACCAGAACCUGUUCAACAUGUCGGACGAACGUACGUCAUUGAUGGACGCAUUUCGAAUGGCGGACAAUGUGCUACUGGACGGUGUCAAGAACAUCUCGGACCUGAUGGUGAUGCCAGGACUUAUCAAUCUUGACUUUGCUGACGUACAGUCGGUGAUGCAAAAUAUGGGGAACGCCAUGAUGGGGAGCGGAGAGGCUGACGGAGAAAACAGAGCUUUGCGUGCUGCAGAUGACGCGCUGGCAAAUCCUCUUCUGGGGGACAUUUCAAUCAAGGACGCCAAGGGCAUGAUUGUAAACAUCACUGGAGGCUCCGAUCUGACACUAUUUGAGGUUGACGAAGCUGCAGAACGUGUAACACGAGAGCUCGAUGAUCCACACGCCAACAUAAUCUUCGGUUCGACGUUUGACGACUCGCUGGACGGUAAAGUGCGCGUUUCUGUAGUUGCCACGGGUAUCGCUGAUCCUGAAAAGCUAUAG